AUGUAUUUUAAUAAAGAUAGAAAGGAUAAAGAUGAGGAGGUAAAAAAAAAUGUGGUAGUAAAUAAAAGUAUGAUGGUCCAGAAAAAUAAAAAGUACGUGAAGAAUAUGAAGCAGUCAUCUUAUAAUAUGAAAUAUGUGAAUAAAUUUUAUAAACGUAAUAGUAACAUUUCAACGUUUAAUAAUAAUAAUUUUACCUUUAUGAAUUUUAAUAAUUUAAAAGUUGAAAAUAAAAAUAGCCAACAUGUAUAUUUUAAUAGAAAUAGUAAUUUUAAUAACAACAUUAAAGAUAAUAUACGUUCAAGUAUUUAUAGUAAUAAACAAAAUUAUUUUGAUCAGGAUAACAUAAAUUAUAAUACUUUAAUAAAUUCACAAACAUGUGUAUGUUCUAUACAUAUAGACAAAACAGAUGAUGAUAUUAGUAAACAACAAAAUAUAAUUAAUAAUGUACAUUUAUAUAAUGAUUUAAAUCAUAGUUCAAAAAAUAGUUAUCCUAUAUUUAUGGAACAAAUUAAUUUUACAGAUAAUAUUGUUUUGUUAACGGGUAUAUUAAUUCUACCUUAUAAUGAUAAAAUUUUUAAUAAUCUUGAAUUUGAAGGGAAAACAAAUCCUAUACCCGCAGAAUGUAAUUUAAGUAUAUAUGUUAAUGUAGUAAAUCAAUAUGAUUCUCAUUAUUUUAAACAAUUAUAUAAAUUAUCUUAUAAUUUUAAAAACAGACUCUUAUUUGCUGCAACAAAUAAUGAUACUAUAGAUUCAUCUCUAUUAAUUGAUCAAAUUAUUAUCAAAGGAAAUUUUAAAAAUUUAUCACUCAUCGUACUUGGACAAAUAGAAAAUGUUCCAGAAGCACUUAGAUAUUUCAAAGAAAAUCUGUACGACAAUAACAUGAGAAGUAGCACUAACAAAGAGACCUUGGAUGUAGAAAAUGUUGAUUUUGAAAAGGACGAAAUUUAUGCCCCACAUAAAAAUGUAGACAUAAAAACAUAUAACUUGAACAGUUUAAUAAAAGAAAAUAUUUCUUUAGAUAUUCUUAAUUAUCAAUGUAACAUAGAACAGAAUUUUAUACAAACGGGCUAUAGAAACACUCAUCUGUACAAAUUGUCAAAUGUUUUAGAAGAACAAUUUUUAUCAAAUAAUAUUCAACAUAUGAGUCAACUUAAGGAUGACAAAAAUGAUGAAAUUUCAAAUAAUCAAGAAGAAAAACAUUAUAGAGAAUCAAAAAACGUUUCAGAAAAUAUCCAAGAAGAAUCCAUAACAAAGGAACAUAUAUCUAGUGAUAAAGAAAAUUCACCAAAUAACAAUAAUAACAACGAUUUAAAGAAACAUAAAAAAAGAAACGAAAAAAGUGUCCUUACCAAUACAAGUGUAAAUAACAAUCUCUUGAAUAAUGAUAAUAAUGAAAAGGAGAAUGUAAGUCAUAAUGAACAUACUGAUAUAGAAAAAAAAAACAUAAUGAAGGAACCAUUUGUUCCACCAAGUAACAGAUUAAUUAUACAGCUAUUAAACGAACUAACUAGUAUGUAUAAAAAUGAAAAAGAAAUAUAUAAAAAUAAUAUUCCUAUAUUUAAAAAAAUUAUAAAAUUUGGUGCUAUGUGGAUAUUCUAUAUAUAUAAAAAUAUACAAAAUGAAAAGGAUGCAUUCUUUUUAAACUAUUAUAAGUAUAUACAAAUUAAAUUACAUGAUAUAUUAGGUGCACUUUUUAUAUUAAGAAGAUGUGCUUUGUAUCCAGAAUUAUCAAAAUAUAUAAUACAUCUUAACUUUAAUACAAAUAUUCUAUAUUAUGAUUCUACAUGUCCCCAUGUCUUAAUCAAUUUAAUUGACAUGCUUCAUAUCCAUGAUAUAUAUUUUUUAUCCUCAUGGAAAAUUAAAACGGCUAUAUUAAAGACCAUAAUUGCAUUUGUUUCGAAUGCCUAUGUUAUGAACCUUUUUUGUAAUUACGUGGAUGAAAAUAAUGACACGCUAUAUAAAAGGUUAUUAGAGUUGUCAUCACACAGGAAGCUGAAAAGAUAUAAUAUUAAAAGAUUGCUGGGUAUAAUUUUAAGCAAGGUUAAACUUUUUGAAGAAAUAAGCAAAUGGGAAGAGAGCAUCAUGAAUAUUAUUACGAAUAGAAAAACGUAUGAACCUAAUUUGUUUAAUAAAGAAAUAUGCUGUAAACUUAUAUAUGAAUUAAAAAAUGUACACAAAGAAUUAUUUCAACAUACAUGUUAUUAUAAAAGUAAAAAUAGCUGUUAUGAUGCUCUGUAUGAGAAUGAAAUUUUUGUUUUUGAUGAAAAAAAUAAUAAGAAAAUAUUUUACAUACAUAAAAUACAUAAUUAUAUUAUUUCAUAUCUAGAAUAUAAACAAUUUUUUAAUCUUUUUCUUUAUAUUUUAAAAGAAUUUGAAAUACACAUUAAAAAUUCUCUCUUCUUAAAUUCUUAUGAUAUUUGUUUUAUUACAGCUAUGAAUGAUUUCGUGUUUUAUUUCCUGAACUGUUCAGGUGGAAUUAAUGUGUUAAUGAAAUAUAACAUAUCUCUAUAUGAAGUAUUUUAUAGGAAUAUAUGUUUAAUAAUAAAUAAAAAAAUGAAAGAAAUAAAUAUGAGUAUAAAUGAGAAAAAAGAAAAUGAAAUGAAUGAAGCAAAUAAUAAUGAAGAUAAUUAUUCUGACGAAAAUAAUAUUCCAAAUGAAAAUAUGAAUAUAAUAAAAGAAAACAAUAUUAACGAUUAUGAUGAUAAUAUGAAUGAUCAGCUUGAUGAUAAUCUUAAUAAUAAUAUGUAUUUCCAAGGAACUAAUAAUUUAAAUAAUCCAAUGGAUGAUAUUAUAUAUGACAAUAAUUAUAAUACAAGGAAUGAAGAUAAUGAAUUGACAUGUGUAUAUGACGACCCGUAUAGCGAAAAUUAUACGCACAAUAAUGAAAAUAAAAAUGAUAAUAAAAGUGGUAUUCAUAUUAAUAAUAAUGAUGAUAAUAAUGAUAAUAAUAAUAAUAAUAAUAAUAAUAAUAAUAAUAAUAAUAAUAAUGAUAAUAAUAAUGAGGGUUAUUUUUUUAGUGGACAGGGAACAAAAGAAACAAAUGAUUUAUUAAACAAUGAAGAGAAUAAAAUUAAGGAAAGUAAUUCAUAUUUUUUAAAUUCGAAUUAUACUACAGAUAAUAAUAAUAAUAAUAAUAAUAAUAAUAAUAUGAAAGAUGAAAAAGAUGUAGUAUAUAAUGUAGAUGAUAUCAACAUGGAAUUCAUAUAUAAUGAAAAGAAUUUCUUUUAUGAUAAUAUAAAAAGUGUAUAUACAUAUAAUGAUAUAUUAAGAAAUAAAGAUAUAUCGGAUGAAUUAUAUUUAAAUGGAUAUAAUUAUAAAGAUAUGAAAAAUAUACGUAAUUAUUGUUCUUAUAUUCUUUGUUCAUUAAAAAUAUUUUGUAAAACAAAUAUAUUAAUAUAUAACUUUUUUAAUAGUGGAAAAGAAAUAUCUUUAACAUAUAUUAAAUUUUUUAAUGUUUUAUGUAAUUAUCCUUUAUCCAAGCUAGCCAUAUUUAAUAAUAACAACUUUUAUAAUUUCUUUCAUCAUAUUAUAUAUUUAUUUUAUUAUUUUAUAUAUUUAGAAAAAAUAUAUGAACAUAAUUGGAAAAAAAAUAACAAAAAAAAAAAAAAUGACAUAAUAAAGAAAAACAAUCAAACGGAACAAAAUGAAAGAGAAACACCCCAAGGAAUUGAUCAUAAUGAUGAUGAUAAUAAUAAUAAUAAUAAUAAUAAUAUAAAUCAUUGUGUUAAUAAUAUAAAUAUACUUGACCCUUCAAAUAAUUCUCAACAAGAUAAUAAACAAAAUAAUAACACUAAUGAAUUUAUUUUGGUAUCUAUAAGAUAUUUAUUAAAUAUUAUUUAUAAUUUAAUAUUUUAUGAUGAUAGUGGUUAUUUUAUAUUUCAUUUUGGUUAUUCUAUAUUUGUGUGUCUAGAAGAAAUUCAACAUAUUACAGGAGAAAUAAAAAAAGAAAAAGAUCAUUCUUAUGGUACCUUAAAUAAUAAAGAAACUAAAAAAAUAUUUUUAAAACAUUACAUAAGUCAUGAUAAAUUAUUUUAUAAAACAUAUUUCGAUUUGUAUUACAAUUUAAGAGGUUUGUAUCUUGAUUUAUAUAAAUAUGAAAAGAAGAAAUUUAAUGAAAUGGAUAAGAAUAAAAAGAAAGAAGCCUACAAAGAUAGUAUAUUUAACAUAUUAAAUAAAUAUAAUAAAAGUGUUAAUAAAAGAAAUAAUAAUCCUACACAAGAACAUAUAAACAUUAAUGAAAAUAAUAGAAACCACGAUGGAAAUAAAAAUAAUGAUUUUGUUGAAAAAAUAAAACAAGACUUAUUUGAUAAUGAAGAUAUUAUUCUCAACUUAUUUCCAUUAAAAUCAAAAUAUAAUCCAAAUAUUAAAAAAAUAAUUGAAUGUUGUAAAAUUGACAAAGAUAAAUAUUCUUUAAGAAGAUCAAAAGAAUUAAAUAACUCUAUUACUAAAUUAAACAAUGAUAUAUAUAUAAACAAUUCAACAAGAAAUUGUAUACUUUUGGGAAAUACAAAUUAUGAAUUUGUAGAAUUAUUAGAAGAAUUGGAUGAUACAUCAACAGAAAAUAAUAUAAAUAAAAAAUUGGAUACGUAUCCAUUCUUACCUUUACAUUUAUUGUAUUAUUAUAUGAAUCUAUGUUCUAAUGUAAAUUAUUUUGAUAAUAUAUAUGAUCCUUACAAUGAAAAACAAACACAUGCAGUUGACAGGACAAACGAAUCAAAUUUAGAGUAUGACGAUGAUAAUAAUGAUAAUAAUAAUAAUGAAGAUGAUGAUUAUGAUGAUGAUGAGGAGGAGGAGGAAGAGGAGGAUGAAGAUGUGGAUGAUACUUAUGAUGAUGAUAAUAAUAAUUAUAAUAAUUAUUAUGAUGAGGAAAACAAAUAUAACAACGAAAAUUUUGAUUAUUAUGAUAAGGAUGGUCAAAAUAAAAAGAACCAUGCACAUAAACCAAAAAAUAAUCAUAAUAAAAAAGUUUUAAAAAAAAGAAAAAGAUAUGAUUAUCAAAGCAAAGAACCCUUUAUUAUUAACAAUGAUGGUUUUUUCUAUAAAGGUUUUGAAUAUCAUAAUUAUUUGUGUAUAAAAAAUAAUAAAUUAGACGAAGUCAACAAGCCAAUUAAAGAAUAUUCCAAUGUACACACAUUUUUAGAAAAAGAAAAAAAAAAAAAAAAAAAAAAUUUAUUAACAAGUCAGGUAAAUUAUAAUAAUAUAUAUUAUACAAAUGUAGAUCCAAAUGAAAGGUAUACAGAGAAUAUUUUUCUAAUAUCAAAUUAUAUAAAUAAAUAUGAUGUAGAAAAUAGUAUAAAAAAUAUAGGAUCAGCAUUAUAUUGUGAAAAUAAUUUAGAUUUCUUAAUUAAGUUGAUAUCAAAAAGUAUUAUAUUUUUAAAUAUGAAUAUAUUUAAAUUAGCACUAAUGAAUUUUAAUAAAUUCAGUGGAAGGAAUUUAUACAAAAUAUUAAAGAGUCGAUUAAAAACUUUGUUUUUUGUUAAGAGUAUAUUAAACGUGCUCUUUAAUUUUUUUUAUAAUUUAACACAUGAUAAUAAUGAAUUCAUAACAUUAAAAACUUAUAGAAACAAUGAAUUGUUUUAUUCAUUAUUAUAUUUAUUAAAUAAAUUAUUAAGUUUUAAUGAUUGGUUAGGUUCAAAUAAUAUAACUGAAUAUAAUCAUCAUUCAUCUAUAUAUAUAUUAAGAUAUAAUAUAAUAUAUAUAUUAAGGAUAUUUUAUUUAUGGUUUAACAAAACAUCUGAUAAUCAAUCCUUUUUAUUUCGUUCGGUAUUAAAAUAUACGAGACUAAUUCCUUCUUAUAGUACAUCUGGAAUGCUACUACUACUAACAUUUUUGGACUUUAAAUAUAUUUUCCCAUCAUAUGUAUAUUCUUUUUAUAUUUCUAAGGAUUUAAAAAAUAUCUGCUAUGAAGGAACCAACAGUGCGAUAAAUGUAAAAGAGGAAGAGGAAGAGGAAGAUGAGGAAGAAGACCAAGGGACGAAAAAUAGGGAAGAUGAACUUAUUUUGGAAGACUCGGAAUUGGAUGAUCUGGAUUAUAUUAACGACGACGAUGAUGAUGAUGAUGAUAAUAAUAAUGAUGAUGAUAAUAAUGAUGAUGAUAAUAAUAAUGAUGAUAAUAAUAAUGAUGAUGAUAAUAAUAAUGAUGAUGAUAAUAAUAAUGAUGAUGAUAAUAAUAAUAAUGAUGAUAAUAAUAAUAAUGAUGAUAUCAAACUUCCUAAGGGUAAAAGAAAAAACAGCAAGAAAAAAGAACCCAUCAAAAAAACAACAAUUAAUAAAAGAGGUGGAAGGAAACCAAAAAACAAAGUUGAAGAUAUUAAAAAGGAAGAUAACGAACAAGUGAAUAAUCAUGAACACGAUACAGAAGAAAUGAACAAAGAAGAAGAAACAAAUGAGUGUGAUAAUAAGAAAGGUAAAAGAGGAAGACGAAAUAGUACCAAAAGUAAAAGAAAUGAAGAUACUGAAAAUUUAAAAGAAGAGACAAUACAAAAUAAUAAGGAAGAAGUACAUAUAGAUAAUAAUCUCAUAGAAGAAAAAAAAGUGGAUUUAAAAAUAAAUGAUAAUAUAUGUAAUACUAUAAAUGAAGAAUACACUAUUAUAGGGUUACCUAAUUUUAACAAAUUAGAUAUUUAUGAAAAUAAUUAUGAAACCUUUGUUUUGUAUUCAAACAUUUUAAAUAGGAAUAACGGAACUAGAUUAUUUAGCGACGAAGAAGAAGAAGAAGAAGAAGAAGAUGAGGAGGAGGUAGAAGAAAUAGAAGAAAGGAAAAAAAAAAAAAGAGUAGGAAAGAAGGAAGAAAUUAACGAAGAAGUUGAAAAUAUUAAACAAGAGAAAGAAUAUUACGGAGAAAGAAAACAACAAUUUGGAAAACCAAAUCAAGAUUAUGAGUAUGAAGAAAAACGGAAUGCAAUGGAACGUGAAUUAGAAGCACGAACAGAAUCACAUAUAUUACCAUCACAAGAAGAAAAAGAUGAUUUGUAUUCUGAACGAGGUAGUGUUUUAAAUAUAUAUAAAAAUAAAGAAUAUAAUUCUUAUGGUUAUAAUAAUAUAUAUAUGGACAAGAAAAAUGAUUAUCAGAAUAAUAUGCUUUUAAGGAAAGAUAAAGAACUGGAAAAAAUCAUUUUAUAUUAUAAAUUAAAUAAUCCAUUUUAUUUGAAUGAGAAAGAGAAAAGUGAAUGUUUAUAUUUAUGUUGUGAUAUAGAUAUCACAAAACAAAUUAUGAAUGAAAAUUAUUGUGAGCAUUUCCGUGUAUUCAACUUAAAUUAUUCUUCAGAGGAUUAUGAAGAAGUGUUUUUUCAAGAUUAUAAGAAAAGAGGUUUUUAUAUGAGAAAGAAUUAUAUAUCAUUAUUAGGAAAUCUAAGUAUGAAUUUUAAAAAUAUAAAGGAUGAAAUGGACACAUUAACAAAUCAGAAAGAGAAAAGUAAUAAUAAUGGAAUAAAUAGUAUGAUGAAUAAUUCUUUGGAAGAUAAUGUAUUAAACAAAAAUUUUUUAGGAAAUCAUUUCAAGGGUGUGUCAUUUUUAACAUCUAAACGAAUAUUAAAUAAUAACAGUAAUAAUAAUAUUAGAACCUAUGGUAAAAAUAAUGGUAUAAAUAUAUCUAAUGAUUAUUUAAAUAAUACUAGCCAUAGAGAAAAUAAGAACGUUUCACGAGAACAUUUAAAAUAUGAACAAUCCAUAUUAUUAAAGACGGAUGAGAGGAAAGGAGACAAAUCAUUAUCUUCAAAUAAUAAGAAUAAUUUAUCUAAGAAAAUAAAAAGAAUAGAAUAUAUUACAAGGACAUGUCCAUAUUCAAUAAAACAAUUUCUUCAACUAAAUGAUGACAAUUGUGAGGAAGUUGAAAAUAAUAAUAUUAAUAUUAAUGGUAGUAGUAGUAAUAACAACAACAACAACAACAACAACAACAACAACAAUAAUAAUAAUAAUAAUAAUAAUAAUAGUUAUAAGAAUGAAGGUAAUUUUAAUUAUUAUUUUAAUGAAACGAAGGAAGAUGAUCACGAAGAUGUUAUACUUAACAAAUUAAGAAGAGAAGAAUAUUUAUAUGAUCAACAUAUCAGUGUCAAUAAUUUAAAUGAAGAAGAAAGAUCAAAAUUAUUUUUAAUUCGUAAAGAAUUAAAAAAUAAGGAAUAUACAAAUUUUGAAGACUUUUGUGAUUAUAUAAAUUUUAUUAUAAGAAUUAGUAAAAGUAAUAAUAUUAUUGCUAGAUGUUUAAGUGUUCAAUGUUGUGUUAUAUUUGUUAAUCAUAGAAUACCUAUAUUUACAAUAUUAUAUGAUCAUAUAUAUAAAAUCAUAACCAAAUUAAAAGAUUUCAAUUUUUUAAGUGCAAAUCAUAAAAAAGAUUAUAGAUCUAGUAGUAUUGUUAUGAAUAAAAUUAAUUAUUUCUCCUUCUAUUCAUAUAAUUCUACACAAUUAAAUAAUGUUUAUUAUACAUUUAAUGAAGAAAUAUAUCUACUCAAAGAAUUAUCUAAUAUGUUUUCGUUUCUAUUAGAUAUAAUAAAAAUUUGUUUCUUUAAUAAUUACAAAAAUAAUUAUAAUAAAUUAAUUAAACUGUUAUAUCUCCCUUCUGAAAAAUUAUUGAUUAUAUUAUAUAAUUUUAUUAAUAACUUGAAGAAGAUAUUUCCACAGGAGCUCAUACGUUUUAUAAUCAAAAUAUCAAGCACCAUAUUUCAUGGGUAUGCAUAUGUUUUUUUCUUAUUUUUCCAUAAGCAUUCAAUUUUUUAUAAUAACACAAAUGAGAACAUGCAAAGUAAGAAAGCCAAGGACAAUUUAGAGGGUACAAAGAAAAAAAGAGAUAUUAAUAAUAGUGAUGAUCAUUUAGUUUAUGAUGAAGAUGAUUUAUUUUAUAAUCAUGAUAAUUUAUUUUAUCAUAAAGAUCAUUUUUUUAAGGAAAGAGAAUAUGUUAAAAAAGUUCAGAAACAAUCAACAAAGGAAUGUAAAGAAGCAUCCUAUUAUUAUUCUAAAUCAGGUUCUGUUAAUUCAUUACAAUAUAAUGAAAAAGAAUUAUUUUCUUGUCCUAAUUAUAUGAAAUAUAUAAAAUAUUUUAUACAAUAUUAUUUUGAAUUGAUUAAUACGAAAAAUAUAGUGGAUCGAAAUAAUAAAGAAAUACUAUAUAAAUAUACAGAUUAUGUAGAUUUAAAAACAGUACAAUAUUGUUUAAUAAAUAUAUAUGAAAUAAUAAAAAAUAAAAUCUUUUAUUUCUUUACAUUCUUUAAAGUAGAAAAAAAUUUAAUAAAUCUAUUUUUUAAAUAUAUACAUAAUUAUAAAGAUCACAGAAAAAAAAUACCAUGCAUAUUUUAUAAAGCACGAGGAAAAAAUAUCAUCAUAAGUAUGAACAAGGAGAAACAAAAUAAAAAUAAUGCUGAUCACAAUAAUAAACAUCACGAAACAAAUUCUGAUAGUAUGAAUCACCAUCAUCAUCGUGAUAAUAAUGAAGAAAUAUAUAACAAUGUAAAAUAUUAUAAUGACGAAAUAGUAUUUUUCCAUGUGUACGAUUUUUGUGUACGUUUAAACAAGCACAUUAAUAUUGGUAAUUUGUUGGACUUCUUUUCCUUUUACUUUGAUAUAAUAGAAGAAACGAAUAAUAAAAUUAUUGAAUUAUAUGAAUAUGUAUAUAUAAUAGAUAUUAUAUUAAAUAUAAUUAUAACAAUAAUAAAUUAUAAUUACAACUCCCUUUUUAUUCUUUUCCAGCUAGUCAACACAGAAUUUCCACCUCUUCUUAUGAAAUAUAUAAAAAAAGAAAUAAAAAGAGUUCACAAAAAUAAAGCUAUAGAGAUAAAAAAAAUUAAUAUACUACAUCAAAAAGGGAAGAUAAAAGAAAACAAGUGUGAUAAUAUGUCCACAGAUAACUUGUCCCAAAUGGGUUCAAGGGAGACAAAAAAUAUUACAACUGAUUAUUGUAAUGUUGUUAAUAAAAAGGUUGUCAAAUUUUUAGAAGACUUUAAAAAAGACUUUUUAAAUAAUAUGUUGCAGAGUUUGAAUAAUUUGUAUGAUUUUGUAAUUAGCAAGAUGGACGGAAAAUUGGGAAAUCACAAUAAAGUUUGUGAGGAUCCAUCUAAUGAUAAUAUAAAUGAAGAUAAUACAAAAGAAGAUAAUACAAAUGGAAAUAAUACAAAAGAAGAUAAUACAAAUGGAAAUAAUACAAAUGAACAUAAUACAAAUGGAAAUAAUACAAAUGAACAUAAUACAAAUGAACAUAAUACAAAUCAAAAUAAUACAAAUAACCAAGGUGAUGAUCAUUAUGGUGAUGAUCAUUAUGGUGAUGAUCAUUAUGGUGAUGAUCAUUAUGGUGAUGAUCAUUAUGGUGAUGAUCAUUAUGGCGAUAAUAAUUACCAUGACAACUUUCAUAUUAACUUGAACAGUUCAUUGGAUAUAUUGUCAAAAUAUAUAUUAAAUAUGAUAAAAAAAAUAAAAUUCAUCAAAGAUGCCGUUCUAAAUCUAGAUAUGUGUUUUAUUCCGUACAUUAGUUUUAAAGAUUUUCUCAUGUUCGCUUCAUACAAUUUAAAUGAAUUAAAUAAUUUGUAUUCUAAAGAAAAGAUGAAAAAACAUGCACAUAUACAUAACAAUGAAAUGGGCUAUUUAUAUGAUGAACAGGGUCCUCCAGCAAAAAAAAUAAGAAAAAAUGAUGAUACAGAUAAUGAAAUGGAAAAAAAUGCUUUUGAUGAUGAAGAAGAAAAUAAUAUACCCAUAAAUGAGGUUAAUAAAAUGAGAAAUGAAGAAAAUGAAAGUACAACUUUUGAUAAUAGUACAUUAAUACACAAAAAUGAUUGUAACAAUAGCGAUUAUAAUAUUUUCAAUAUAUUUUGUAAUAAUAAGAAGGGGUAUUUGUUUUUCUUUCAUAAUAUGUUUAAUAAUAUAAACUUGAUGAUUAAUAAUAAAUUUUUAUAUAAUAAAAUGGUUGAUGUAUUUUUUUCAAAGAAUAUAUUAAAUAAAAUCAUUAAAGGAUAUGAAUCACAUCAACAUUUAGAUAAUAAUUAUUUAUUAACAAUAAAAAAUAUUAACUCAAAUAAUAUAAUUCCUUCAGUUAAUAAAAAAUUAUAUGAUUAUUGUUCACAUUUUUUUUCAGAUAUUCAAUCUAAAAUAUAUUUAAAUGAAAAUGAUGAAGACAUUAAAAGUUUCAUCGUUUUUAAUAUAGCUCAAGAUAAUAAAACUAAAGAAAUUGAUGAGAAUCAUUUAUUAUAUAAUUAUAUAAAAAUUUUAAAAGAUAUAGAAGAAAAUCAAAAAUUGGAAAAGAAAAAAGUACAAUUUAGUAAUUUAAAAAAUAUAAAUACAAAAGCAAAGAUAUAUAAAAAGUCAGAUAAAAAUAACUUUGAAGAUCCUUUUAGAAAUAGAAAAACAUUAUCAUCACGGGCACCUUCAAAACAUGUUGAUGAUUAUGAAGCAUCGAACGUAGCACAAAAUAAUAAUUCAUUUGUUGAGGACAAAGCAGAUAUCCAUAAUAACAACAACAAUAAUAAUAAUAAUAAUACAAAAGUUCUAACAAAUAAUAUUACAAAUGAACAAAAGGAAUCUAAUUAUGUAAUAUUAAAUAAAAAUAAAAAUGAUAAUAUAAAUAACACACAUGAAGAAAAUCAUAUCACAAAAAAUUCUUUGACAAACGAAUUCGAUAAUUCAAAAAUUGGAACUACUAAAGAUUUAUCAAAUGGUUUAAAUAAUACGUAUCAAAAUGAAGACAUUUAUAAUAAAAAUAAUUAUGAUAAUUAUGAUAAUGAUGAUGAUGAUAAUGAUGAUAAUUACUAUAAUUAUCACGAUGGAGAAAAUGAAUAUGAUAAUUAUGAAGAUGUUUACAAUAAUAAUAAUUAUAAUUAUUAUGAUGAGGAAGAAAAUUUCCAAGAGGGAGAGGACCAAUAUAAUAAUUAUGAUCACAACAAUUCAAAUUAUAUGAUGAAUGCAAAUAUGGAAAAAGCAAAUGUAAAUGCAAAUGUAAAUGCAAAUGUAAAUGCAAAUGCAAAUGCUAAUAUUUAUUCUUAUAACUCGGAAAAUAAUAAUAUACCAGGAAAACAAAUAAAUAACAUAACAAACAACAACAAAAACAAUUAUAAUAAUAAUAAUAUUAAUUGUAAAAAUGAUAACGUGUUUCUUUCAAAUGAUCAUAAUAUGGAUAAUCAUAUUAAUAAUGAUCAAAAUUAUACAACUAAUGCAUAUGAAAACAAUCAAGCAUAUAAUAAUAAUAAUAAUAAUAUAGAAACAAAUGCACAAAAUAAAAAUAAUAAAUAUGAAGAUUGCACAUGUUAUCAAUUCAACUUAUUGGGAUGGAAAGAAUUUUCAGAAGAUGGUCAUAAAAAUGAUCUAGAUGUCUGUAAAAUUGUUAAUAAACCUUUCUUAUUAAGAGAUCCACGUAUAAAAAUGAAAUUUCUAAAAAUAUUAGAGAGACACAAUAAUAUUAAAGAUAUCUUCAAAAAAUUAGGAGUUGACAUAAAGUGA
This is a messenger RNA of Plasmodium falciparum 3D7, 12411 nucleotides long. RefSeq lists its product as uncharacterized. The record is from RefSeq and is a predicted model, not a curated record. Lineage: Eukaryota; Apicomplexa; Aconoidasida; Haemosporida; Plasmodiidae.